This is a messenger RNA of Paramecium pentaurelia, 759 nucleotides long. The record is from the annotation of a GenBank genome assembly. NCBI's taxonomy places the organism in Eukaryota, Ciliophora, Oligohymenophorea, Peniculida, Parameciidae.
AUGAAACCAAAAAGAUCAACCUCUGCUCAUAUUACUUUAAAUGCUUAAUUAAUUAAACAAACAUCUCCUCCUUCUCCUGUAAAAAAUAAAUUAUAGGAAAUCAAUGAUAAAAUUAACUAAAUGUUUAUCAAAGCCAAAAAUCCUAAUGAAUAAUUAAAAAAUAUAGAAACUCAUUUUUAAUAAUAGUUUUAAAGUACUAAAAUAUUAUCAACAAUAUCAAAAGAGAAAACUAAAUUAUUAUCAUAAAUAACUUCAAAAGAUGGUAAAAUAAAAGAAUAAGAACAUAAGAUUAAUGAAUUAAAUAAAGCAAAUGAAUAUUUGAAAUAAUAAUUAGAAAAAUAUCAAUAAAUCUCAAAUGAAAUGGAAUAAUUAGAAUAAUAUUGCACAAAAAUAGUUUAAGAAAAUCAAUAAUUAAAAUAGUAAGUUAAUUAAUUGCAGACUUCCUUUAGUUUUUUAUAAUCUAGUAAUCUUAUAACUUUAGGUUAAGAAAUUGAUUAAUAAAUUUAGAGUUUAAGUAAGUCACUUACAAAAUGUUUUAAAUUAUUAGAAUAUUCAAGCAAAUAAGAAUUUGAUGAUUUACAAGCUUUGAUCAAGAUUACUUCUAGUGUCACUUCUUAACAUAAAUAGGAAGGGAAUUUGUAUACAAUAUUAAAGGAAUCAUUAGAAUAAUUAAAACGAUUAAUCUAUGAGACAGAUAAAUAAUUUGAUUUAAAUUAUAAAAAAGUGAGUAGUAAUGUGUUUUAUUCUUAUAAUUAUUGA